CUACAUUCGAUUAAAGAAAAGUCAGAAGUCCGUGAGCUGUGUGCAACUGUGAGCUAUCCUAGCUAAGAGUGUCAAACGAAAUUUUCUGUUAUUUCUGAAUAUUUGAAAUAUUUUCUAAACAACUAAAUAAACGGGAAUGGCCCAUAAUACGGAUAGCACCAAUGACUUGGAUAAAAUCCAAAGGGAGGAUCAUGAUGACCGUUCAGCAAAUGUGACAACUUCAAAUCCGUCGCUCUACGACAAAUCACAAUCGCUAGUAGAUAUUGCGAAUAAUACUUUUAAAGAACUAUGUCGUACUUUAGAGAAUGAACAAUCCAAAUUAAUGGAAUUAGAAGAGCGGCGCAAAAAACUCCAAGAAGAAAUGCAACGUCUCAAGCAAGAGAUUGAGGAAGAGAAACAUACAUACCGCCUCAACUUGGUAGAGUCUUUAACAGAGAAUGCGGAGGCAAUGAGCGCGAAGAGUAUGGAAACUGAUGAAGAUUCAGGUUCUGAAAUACAAAACAAAUUGUAUACGUGUUACGAAGCCGAUGAAAUAGCUAAUGCUACAGGAACAUCACCUGCCAGCUACUCGGCGGAUGAGGAUGAUAACAAGCAUCCCAAUGAGAUUGCGCGCAGUAUCCAGAAAAAACUUCAGAGCGUAGUUGCAGAGUGCGUUAUUGAACAAUGUGCUUAUGAUGAGCCAGCGCUUGAGACCGAAAUUUUGGACAAACCCUCUACUUGAAGACGGUGCAUUUUUAUGUAUAUUUGUAUUUUUAUAAUCCAUACAAAUUUUGUUGAAGUAUUGUAUAUUUUAUUUCUUAAAAUAUUUACAAUAAAUUAAAAAUCAUCU
This is a messenger RNA of Bactrocera dorsalis (oriental fruit fly), 829 nucleotides long. RefSeq lists its product as hypothetical. The transcript has 4 exons. NCBI's taxonomy places the organism in Eukaryota, Metazoa, Arthropoda, Insecta, Diptera, Tephritidae. Bases 137 to 721 code for a protein of 194 amino acids. The record is from RefSeq and is a predicted model, not a curated record.